Molecule: messenger RNA, 4732 nt
Organism: Polypterus senegalus (gray bichir)
Lineage: Eukaryota; Metazoa; Chordata; Cladistia; Polypteriformes; Polypteridae
Gene: atad1a
Product: ATPase family AAA domain containing 1a
Exons: 11
Coding region: 333-1478 (381 amino acids)
Cellular component (GO): mitochondrial outer membrane
Molecular function (GO): ATP binding; ATP hydrolysis activity
Source: RefSeq, a predicted model, not a curated record
GACGCUCUCUCGAGGAACACACGUACCGAUGCAUUAGCCCUAUUAAUUUAGAGGAUAGCGUUUCUUUUUGAGUAUUGAUUGUUCAAUUGAGAAAAUACUAUAUCAGACCGUUGAUCAUAAUGGAAUGCGUUGAUGCUGACAAGAGAACGCUGAGCUGCUGCUGUAAUCGAUGUUUUGAACGUUUAUAAGAAGUUGGUGGAAGCCGAACUUGACCCCAUGAAGUCUUCUACCUAUACCUCCCAAAAGACUCUGUGGUCUCGCUUGGUUUUGUAUGCAUUUUGAUUAACACACCCUUUUUGAUUCCAUAAAGGUUUAGAAACUGCAGCAGUGAAAUGCUACUGAAGGAAAUACCUCGGGAUACUCUUGUUCGACCUUUGUCAAGAAAUGAAGUGGUUGGAUUACUUGUUAGGCUUACUAUUUUUGGAGCUGCUACCUAUUUUAGUAUAAAAUGGGUGGUAGAUGCUCUAGAUCCCACCCGCAAACAAAAGCUACAGGAAAAGAAAAAGGCAGAAGAGCUCAUGAAGCAGAUUGGGGUGGAGGGUAUAAAGCUAACUGAGUAUGAGAUGAACAUUGCCUCCCAUCUGGUAAAUCCAAGGAGUAUUAAAGUUACAUGGAGAGAUAUUGCUGGACUAGAUGAUGUUAUUACAGAGUUGCAGGAUACUGUAAUUUUGCCAUUUCAGAAAAGACAUUUGUUCAAAGGAUCUAAGCUUUUUCAGCCACCUAAAGGUGUGCUAUUGUAUGGACCCCCAGGAUGUGGAAAGACUCUAAUUGCAAAAGCUACUGCGAAGGCUUCUGGGUGUCAGUUCAUAAAUCUUCAAGCAUCCACUCUUACGGACAAAUGGUAUGGAGAGUCUCAAAAGCUGACCGCUGCUGUCUUCUCCCUUGCAGUUAAGAUACAACCCUGCAUCAUCUUUAUUGAUGAAAUAGAUUCGUUUUUGAGAAAUCGUUCCAGUUUGGAUCAUGAAGCCACUGCUAUGAUGAAAGCACAGUUUAUGAGCCUUUGGGAUGGACUGGAUACAGGAACAGAUUGCCAGGUCAUGGUAAUGGGUGCCUCAAACAGACCUCAAGAUGUGGAUCCAGCUAUUUUGCGGCGAAUGCCAACAACCUUCCAGAUAAAUCUUCCUACUCUUAAACAGAGGCAAGAUAUCCUGAAGCUCAUUUUGACAGGUGAAAAUCUGAGCAAUGCCAUUAAUCUAAAAGAAAUUGCAGAGAAGACAGAUGGGUAUGCAGGCAGCGACCUCAAGGAACUGUGCCGUGAUGCAGCCAUGUACCGUGUCCGUGACUAUGUCCGCAAGCAGCAGAUGAGGCAAAUUGUGCAGCAGCUCAAAAGCAAUGGUGAAAACGAGGAAAGACCAGUGGAUGAGGACUGUCUGAGGCCUAUCACUCAAAUAGAUUUGCUAUUUGCUGUGGAAAAAAUGAAGGAAUCCAAAGCUGCUACCUCCUCAGAAAUAGCUAUGCGUGAAUUUCCUUUGGACUAACAAAACAAAAAAAAAUCCUGUUUUUGAAGACUUUUGUCCCUUUUCAUAACUCUUAAUUCAAGCAAGAUACAUUAUUUAUGAAUUUCUAAUUGAAGCAACUUUGCGAAACUGAAAUUCUCCAAAAACAUCUAUUUUAAUGGAGAAGCACAAUGAUUGAUCAUCAUUCUCUGUGAUUAUUGCUCUGAAGUUCAUGAAAACUUUACAUUUAAACAGCAAAUAUUUAAAUGCACAUGCUUGGAAAUAUAGCUGUGUUCUGUCUAAAGUAGGGUUAGUCCUUCAUGUUUUUGCAUAAAUCACAACCUGGGAAAAAUAGAUCCAGGAUAUUAUAAUACAAACAACUCUAGUUCAGUCCAAUACUGCAUAUUAAUAUUUAACCAUGAAGACUAUUUCAUACUAUAUGUGGAUUAUAAUUACAUUUACAGUCCCAACGGUUUGAAAGAUUCAAAAGACGUUUAAAAAAUUUUGCACAGCUCAAGAUAAAACUGCGGAAUUGACUUGUUUUGUUUUUUUUAUGAAUGCUUUCCAAAGUGUAUAUCUAGCAGUCGACAGAAGCAGAGUAACAGUGUAAAUAGAAGUGAAGCAGGGAAGGAGAGACAAGAUGCAGAUUUGUUUGUUUAUUAGACAAAAUAUAUGGAAUCUGGUGACUGUAUUGCUUAAGAAAACAGGCAAAAGCUGAACCUAGGAAUUCUCUUUCCAAAACCCACACAUUCAUUUGACUAGCUAUUAAGUUGAAAAAAAAAUCAUGCAAGUUAAACUCAAGUAAAGAAAUGAACACGUUUAGCUCCACUCCAAAAAGACUUAGCAUUGCAAGCUGUGGGGUUUCAUACAGACUUAAGAUAGCUUUAUAUAGAUUCAUGUAUUGCAUAUUUGGAGUAGAUUUUAGUUGUUGAAUUACUCUAAAUACAGCUUUAUCAGAGUGUAAAUGGAAGAGAUUCAAAGCAUUUCAGGUAACUAGUUACUCAUGGUUCAUUAAUGGUGUUUAUCAUAAUGUAGUGUUUUCAAGCUGGCUUAAUGUAAAUCAGGGUUAUGGAAAUCCAAAGCCUAUCUCAGCAGCACUGGGCACAGUCCAUUACAAGGGUCAAUCAUGCAGACUCUCAUAGGGACCACGUUUAUGGUUGCCAAUGAAUCUAACAGCUGUGUCUUUGUGGAUGUGUAAGAUAAAUGGGGUACCUGAAGGAAUCUCAAGGAGACAUGGGGAGAAUGUGUAAGAUCCAUGUUGAAUACUACUAGACUGCCCAAAGUUUAAUACUGAAAUGUUGUGUAUGUACAAUACAUGUGUGAAUAUUGCUGUCUCAGUGAGUAGGAUACUUUGUAGGGUUUGCAACUGGCAUCUUGUUAUAUCAUAUAUUGCUUUAGUUUCUCUGUGUCCUUUAUCGGACUGCUGAUUGUUCAUUUUGAAUGAAAGAUGGUGAUGAGUGUUUUCUGUUUUACUCUACUGCUGGAAUGGAAAAUAAUUUAAGGCAAGUUGCUUCUUCUUACUGCUUUUUUGUUGAUUUUCCUGAUCUGGGCAAAGAGUGAGUUGGAACAUCACCACAAGAUAAUACAAGGGGAAUUGAGAAGCAUUUUCACAGUAAAAACACAGUUAGUGCAUUUACAUACACUUCAAUAACCAAAUUAUUCAAAGAAACCUGUUUUCUAAAAUACCAUGAAAAACCCUUAUUGUUAUAAGAGAAACUGGGAUAUUGGCCUCUGAUAAACCUGAUUAACAGAGCUAGAUUUAACCGCGAUUAACCCGAUUAUGUGGAUAAGCGAACCCAUAACCAGGUUAACUAUAAGGGUUUUGUAGUCUGCGCAUGUCUGCUGUGCUCUGUCAGUCUGCACAUGUAUUUACUUCACACACACUUUCAGCAGCCAUGGGUAGACGAGUCCACAAAGUGUAUUUCCAGAGGCAAAUGUUUGGUCUAUCGCAUUAUUCCUUCUCCUGGCUGAAAUAAUCUGUUGAAAAAUUGCUAUAUUUGUGGUGAUGAGCUGAAUGUACAGGGCUACGUUCAGUAACACAAUCUUGAGGGUAACACUUUAAAAGUAAUGUGCAUUAAGUAGUCUGACUACUUUUUAAAGUAACAAGUAACCUAACGCAUAUCUUACUGAAGAAAAAAAAAAACCUGCGUUCUUGUUAUUAUUUCAGCUGCAUUUGGUGUAAGGCAAGAAUCACAGGUAGCGUGUCUUUUGCAGGCCUCAGUUCACAGCCAUGCAGAAAAGAGUGUGCUGUGAGCAAUCUGGACAUAGAAACCUAUAAAUAAAGUGUCAGUUUGACUAAACAUAUUUAUAAAACAUAGGAAAAUGAUCACAGGAAUCAUGCUUAUUUUUGAAUUCACAGUGGUCAAUGACGGCAUUUAACUCCUUUUUGCACAGUUUAAUGACAUCGGAGUGUUUUGCCAAAGGAGAAUUCCAGAUUACUUGAAACAAGGUUUCUGCCUUAAUCGGAUAAUUCACCUUAAUCUGAUUAUGUGUGUGCAUGUAAACAUACUGAAUGAUAUCCUGUUUCUUAAAUAUUGCUGGAAUAGGCUGUGGUCCCCCAACAUUGUAUGCUGUUGUUCACAGGAGGAAUGAAUAUACUGUAUACUGGAAUCUGUAUUUGUGUAAACAUUCAGUGUAAAAACAUAUUCUUUUUAGGUUAUUGCAAAUUUUUAAGUUAUUUAUACUUAGUUUGCCUUUUGUAUUAAAAUAAUUGCAGAGGCUGCAGAGUUUGUUUUGUGCACAGCAAAGAAGAGACUGCCAGAAUGUUUGCACAUACUGUACAUAUGCCUUUUAAAGUGUCUAUCAGAAAUGUCUUUUUAGAACCAAGCUAAUGUGUAACUUGAGGGCCUUCUGUUCUGUUUCACAUAAAUGAAAUGUGAUUUACAGAAGUAUCUCUUGUGCACUGAAGCUGAAGAUGAAGAUUCACCUUCCACAUAUUGGAUAUCUAAAAGACAGUGCCAUAACUACAUUGAUGUGUUUGAAGAAUAAAAGCAUAAAUGUCCUGAAGCAGCCCAGCCAAAGCUCUGACUUGAGAAGGCUUGCACAGGCUAGACAUUUAGAGGCAGCUAGAGCAAAUCUGCCACGAGAAAUAGACAGAAAACCUGCAAAGAAUGCACAACAUUGACAGACAUUUCUUCAGACACACUUAAAGAUUUUAUUGGAGAGAAAACUAUCUCCACCAAAUACUGGUAUUUUAUAUAAGUGCCAUGAAUGUAUCAGCAUGCAGAAGUUACCAGUUUUUUUAUUACAUUUAUGAUAUAUGAUGUUACCUUUAAUAAAUUCAUUUUGACUAGUUA